AUGGACAGAAAAAGUACUUGUGAGUGCAAAUCAGAAUCUCAUGCGAUUUCAAAGCCAAAAAGUAAGUCCACCCAAUCCAUCAAAAAGUGUCGGUCUCAAAAGGAUGCAAAAGUCACCGAGAACAAUCAACUGCGGAAGAAACCAUUAGAGGACGGCAAGACGAAGGCAUCAGGGGGAGCUGCAGACAAGACGGACGUUGCUGAGGACCAGACGGCGACGGCGAGGGCGGAAGGACGUCUGGCCGAGGUGGAGGCGCAGCUGCAGGCGCUGCAGGAGAGCUACCGCCAGAAACAGUGGCGCCACUUCCGGUACCUGCUGCCCGGCGCGGCCGCCGCAGCCGGUCUGGGCCCGGAGUCCGACCUAGCAGCCGCCGCCAUCGUCUCUCUGAGGGACCAGGUGGACGCCCUCCAGCACACGCUCCAGGAGAUUCAGGAACGAGGUGAAGACUCAGACGUGGUAUCUUUGAAGACCGAGGUGCGCCGUCUGCGGGAAGAGAAGAACAGGCUGACCGACAGGGUUCAGAAGGCUCUGGACAUGGCCAACACUUAUCGCCAGCAGCUGGAGGAGGCCGACGGCCAGCUGGAACGAGCAAACAAGCGCCAAACCGAGCUGGAGCGCGACUACGCCCUGGCGCACAAGGCCCUGGAGUCGGUGAUUUGCGAUGCCAGCGACCAGGAGUACGCGGUUAACGUGGCGCAGGCUGGCCGGCGUAACGCAGACAUCACCCUGCAGCUACAGCUGCGUGUGGCCGAGCUAGAGAAGGAACUGCAAGCGGAAAAGGCGGCUCGCGCCCAGCUGGAGGCGGAAGCUGCCGAGAGGGUACGGCCGCCUCCACCGCCCCCACAGCCAUCCGCGCUGUCCGUCAAGCGCGACGCCAAGAAGGCGGGCAACCCAGGUACCAAGAAGGGGAAGGGCGGCGACGGCGAAGAGGGGCCUACGGUCGAGGAGUUGAUGGAGCGUCUGCACACGGUGACCGCAGAGCUGCAGGAGGCGAGGGCGCUGCUCGAGGAAGCUGAGGCCACCCGGAAACGGCAGGCCGCCGACUACGCCGUCCUGCGCGAAGACGUGCGCGACCUGCACUCCAGGGUGGCGGCGGUUACGCAGCUCGCCAAGCGGGAGCGCACGUUCUCGGACGCGCUGAAGGAGGCACUGGAGGACAUGGAGGUGCAGUGGCGGAAGCAGUUCGAGGACGACGAGGAGCAGCUGAGACAGGCGGAGCGCCGCCAGAAGGAGGCAGACCUGAAGCUGGAGGCGGCCGAGGGCGCGCUGGUCUGCUGCCACCGCGAGGCGGCCCGCCUCGCCGCCAGCCUCGAGGUCUGCCACGAGAGGGCGGCGGCGCUGCGCCACCAGCUGCUCGCCGCGCUCCCGCAGCCGCCGUCAAAGAUGAUAGAGUUUCUUGGGCAAAAGCUAGAUGAAACAGAACGCGAACUGGAGGAGGUGCGGAAUCAGCUUCGAGAGGAACAACAAGUGUCUGCCACUCUAGAAGCAGAGCUAUGUGACUAUGAUGACUACUUCAUUGAUGGUACAGUGACAAGUUACAGGAUGGCACUGUCAUUUGCUGGAACAAGGCAUGCUUUGCAGGGCUACACAUACAGAUGGGCACAGCUGAACAAAGAUAGAUGGGUGAGGACGUGGAUAGUGAGGGGGAAGGUGGUGGUGGAGCAUGAGAGGUUACAAAAAAAAGGUGGGAAGAGGAGACAGUCAUACAGAGAAGAGGGAGAAGGAGUGUAUAAUCCAUAUAUUGUCCACAAACAUAUACAGAAUCCUUUGGAUAACACAAACAUCAAAUCAGAAUUUCCAACACAAAAUCUCUACAUCCAAAAAGUAAUAGAUUCAGAAUGA
Molecule: messenger RNA, 1842 nt
Organism: Schistocerca cancellata (South American locust)
Lineage: Eukaryota; Metazoa; Arthropoda; Insecta; Orthoptera; Acrididae
Product: myosin-7B-like
Exons: 9
Coding region: 1-1842 (613 amino acids)
Source: RefSeq, a predicted model, not a curated record